AUGCAAACCACCUUUGUGAAACAUGUGCAAACUCGUCUAAUUGAAAAUCCUGUUCAAUUUCCAAACAUUCAUGCUCUUCUAGGUAACGAUGGUGGGCUUUCACAACCCUGCCUCGAUUAUCUGGCCUGGAAUCGUUGUUUGAUUUCUGCCAAGUUGGCGCAGCAAUCGCUGCAAAAUCUGGCUCAAAUCCUUCAAGUUAUGGCAUUAGUGAAGGAUGAAAAUCCAAAAUCAACCGAUGUUCUCCAAGCCUCGUUGCGCGUCAUCGACGGCGACAUUGUACAAGCUAUCCAGGCUUUGAAAGAGACCAGCGCAGGCCCACAGCCGAAUCUCGAAAACCAACUUCACAACCUGGUUCUAGGACUGGAACAUUACAAGCAAGUUCAUGAUCAUUGGGAUUCUACUAAUGUGGAGUAUCCUUUCAACCGUGGGGAGCGUCAAGUACGAGAUGCUUUCGCUACUCUGUUCCCGGAAUCCACAUCACAGACUGCACUGAGAUGUCGGGCCAAGACGUUAAUGUCAUUGAACAUAAUUACCAAACCAGAUUUCGAGACAUUCGAUUUGGGGCCAUAUCAAUUCCCCAGGCUCUUCAAUGGUCUAUGGCAAUUGUCUUCCCCAGCAUGGGGUAGCGGUACUGCCAAGAGGCAGGAAGAAGAAUUGAUACGCGCCGUUCAGGCGGGAUUCACCGCCGCAGAUAUGGCUGAUCAUUACGGUGACGCAGAGUUGGUGUACGGGUCUUUCAGAAACAGACUGUCUCCCAGUGUUAGGUCGCAGGUUCUUGCAGCCACAAAGUGGUGUAUAUUUAAGCCCCCGACGAAGCCUAUAACGCCAGAUUUUGUACUUGAAAAGGUCAAGGAGAGAUAUCGACGUCUUGGUGGCAGAAUUGAGCUGCUUCAAUUUCAUUGGCAUGACUACUCCUCGAAAGAAUACCUCAACAUACUAGUCGAGUUGGUUCGCUUAACUGCAAUUCAUCCAAACCUGGUGUCAACAAUUGGUCUCUGUAAUUUCGAUUCAGAGCAUACCAUUGAGGCCUGCGAGUAUUUGAUAGCCAAGACCGGUUCUGUCGGAAUUGUCUCCAACCAAGUUCAGUUUUCGUUGCUUGAUUCUCGCCCACUUCACCUCAUGGUCAACGUAUGUGCCAAAUAUGACCUGAAGCUAUUGACCUAUGGCUCCUUCUGCGGCGGCUUUUUAUCCAGUCAAUGGCUUGGCAAACCUGCACCUGAUAUCUACGACGAGUCGGCACACUUGACGCCAUCGCAGAGGAAGUACCACGAUAUAAUGAUGAAUUGGGGGACAUGGCAAGAUUUUCAAGAUCUGCUUACUGUCCUCUCAACAGUUGGGCAAGAGCACAAUGUCAGUCUCGCGAACGUAGCAACACGCUGGGUUCUUCAGCAACCAUCCGUCGGUGCAGUUAUCGUCGGGACUCGACUGGGUGUGUCAAGUCACGUUGACGAUAAUUUGACAACAUUUACAUUUGAACUUGAUGAGUGGGAUCUAGACAGAAUCAAUGUUGUGGCACUAGGGUCUAAUCGAUGCAAAACAAGGCGCCUGUUGAGCAGCCUAGGAGAUUGUGGGGCAGAGUACCGCAGCGGCCAGUAA
Colletotrichum truncatum is the source of this 1596-nucleotide messenger RNA. Its product is annotated as aldo/keto reductase. Lineage: Eukaryota; Fungi; Ascomycota; Sordariomycetes; Glomerellales; Glomerellaceae. The record is from RefSeq and is a predicted model, not a curated record.